CUCCGCAAAAUUUGGCUCCGAUCAGCCGCUGCCUCAGUAAAUCUGCGAAGAGAGAGGAGAUGCUAAGCCUUUUACACCUCGGCAGUCCCGGUGCCACAGUUUGUGUCCCAUUCGGCCAGAGGAGCGGAAGAUUUUAGCCCGUGAACUGUUCCGCACGACACUUCAUGUGAAGUUACACUUUGGACGGGGCGCAUUACAGUGUUGUUUUUUUUUGGGAGACGUCUAUAGACGCGAUCUCUCAUCUUACUGGAUGACUUACGACUCACCAAUCGGAUGUGAUACGUCUAUAUGUGUGUUUAUGGAUCUAUCUUGAGCUAUUGGAAAAUAUUUCACGCGCACCCCCCCCCGGGACCAGGAUGGAUCCAAAUCCAAGUGUUAAAUGUAAAAUUGUGGUGGUGGGAGACAGUCAGUGUGGGAAAACAGCUCUGCUGAAUGUGUUCGCCAAAGACUGCUUUCCCGAGGGAUACAUUCCCACGGUAUUUGAAAACUACACCGCCAGUUUCGAAAUCGACAUGCAGAGAGUUGAGCUCCGUCUGUGGGACACCUCAGGUUCGCCCUACUACGAUAACGUGCGACCCCUCUCCUACCCGGACGCCGACGCCGUCCUCAUCUGCUUUGACAUCAGCAGACCGGAGACUUUAGACAGCGUGCUGAAGAAGUGGAGAGGAGAGAUCCAGGAAUUUUGUCCCAACACCAAGAUGUUGCUGGUGGGAUGCAAGUCAGACCUCCGGACGGACCUCUUCACCAAGUCCCACAGCAGACAGACGCCAGUGUCCUACGAUCAGGGCUCCAACAUGGCCAAGCAGCUGAGCGCCCCCUACAUCGAGUGUUCCUCCCUACAGUCUGAGAACAGCGUCAGAGACAUUUUCCACGUGGCCACGCUGGCCUGCGUCAACAAGAACAAGAACGUCAAACGCAGCAAGUCCUCCAGGGCCACCAAGAGGAUGUCUCACAGCCGAGGUGACCUGCCCGCCAUGGUGAGGGACUGCCAGCAGACCAAAGCCAAGACCUGUAUCUUAAUGUGAACAACAGCAGGGAUUAUUUCACGGAAGUGGACGUGGACUUCACGUGACGGACGUGGAUUUCAGUGAAGUGGACGUAAAUGUAACAAGAGUAUUUUGCACGACUGAUAAUAAAAAAAAGACUUGUUAUUCCUACCACGCUCCCCAUUGGAUGCUGAAUGAAUGAGGGACAAGUCCUGGGAAGAAGUAAUUUUGGGCUGUUUAUUGUGACUAUUACCUGUAAAAUGAAGUAGGAACAGGCACAUUGGAAUGACUUGUGCAAGCUUGGUGUAUUUUCUUGAGCCCGCCUGUAGAACUGGACCAAAAUGAUGCCGAGCCAUUUUUAGGGGCACGUAAGCCAUACCCAGUCAAAUGCCUGGAGGAAGAUCUAGCCAGUGAAUCAACUCAAAAUAUCUCCUCUGGAAAUAACUUAAUAAUGUCAUCUGGAGCGUUGGAAGGAACCGGGUCGCCAUUUAUUUCUGUCUUUGAACCAAAGUUUUUUCAGUGACACUUUGCAUGAUAUAUGAGAACUAUCUUGAUAUUUUUUUUGAUGUUAACAGAGUCUUGCUUGCCAUAUGUUGUCCCAUAUUACAUUUCUUGACAUUUUGACUACACCUGAAGCUGACUGUUUAAAUGAAGUCAUUCUUGGAUUAAAGAGAAAAAAAAACUGUGAUAAAAAGUUUUUGUAUCUGAUCUGUCCAAUUCCAAUGUAAAAUACAAUGUAUGAAAAAGUUGCUUCGGUAUUAACUGUAUGCUUAUAAAUUUGUAAGCUUGUCAUUGA
This is a messenger RNA of Lampris incognitus (smalleye Pacific opah), 1782 nucleotides long. RefSeq names its product rho-related GTP-binding protein RhoE-like. Gene Ontology annotation, molecular function: GTP binding; GTPase activity. Lineage: Eukaryota; Metazoa; Chordata; Actinopteri; Lampriformes; Lampridae. The coding region runs from base 357 to 1025 and encodes 222 amino acids. The record is from RefSeq and is a predicted model, not a curated record. The transcript is spliced from 5 exons. Gene Ontology annotation, biological process: small GTPase-mediated signal transduction.